This is a messenger RNA of Oikopleura dioica, 1806 nucleotides long. Lineage: Eukaryota; Metazoa; Chordata; Appendicularia; Copelata; Oikopleuridae. The record is from the annotation of a GenBank genome assembly.
AUGGCUUAUAUGACCAGAAUGGGCGGCGACUAUCGGGCAGAGUUCUCCGACUACGGAUCCGUCGCGGCGUCGGUGAUAGAUCAGCUGCCAAUAGAAGAGAUUUUGAAGAGAAACACACGAAAAACGACGCUAGAAACACUCAGAUCGAAUGGAAUCAUACUAGAAGAUGACUUGGCAGAAUUGACUGAUACACAGCUAGAACUUAUGGGAAUCAACAUGGUCGAAAGAAGAAAAGUUCUAGCGCAAACAGAUUCAAUCAGGCGGCGAAAAAGACGGCUUUCUCAAAUUCGCGAGCGCGUAGAUAUCAGCUGCCGGGAAACGCACAAACGAGCUUCGAAGAUUUUCUUAGAGAAUCCACUUGAAAAUACGCCGAAUCCGUCAUUUGGUAAAAUCCGCUACUCGACUUAUGGAUUGCUUUGUCUCCCUGAUCAGAACGAAAUGAGCCGCUUGAGAGGGGCAAUAAAUCCCACGAGCACGGACAAAUCAACCGCACUCAAGAGGACCACUUCUAUGCCAACAGCGAAACCAAGACGAUUGCUGGAAAAGAAACACUCGGUCGACGAGAAGAAUAUGGACUCGAAAUCUUUAGAUUCUGUUGGAGGAUUCAUAACAGAUGGUGACUCGAUUGGAACAUCUGAGGAACAUGAUGGACCUCUCAGCUCAACGAUCAAAGAUGACGGCUUUGAAACAGAAUCUAGUCAGGCACAUUCGGAGCUUCCGAUUCCUGACCUAGAAGGGUUGAAAAGAGAGCUGACAAUAAAGCUCGCUCGUCCAGUUCCUAUCCGGCCGAGACGAGAAGAUUCUGCACCACAAACUCCAGCCGCCAUAGCCACUUCUAUCCGACUUAUGGGCAUCUGGCAUGCUUUCCAUAUUCUUGACCGGGCAGCUUCUGGAAAGAGCAUUGAUAUUAUCGAUUUGAGAAAAUUGGUGCGUUUGGCAUCAGCGCACUCUGGAGAAAAGAACCCGGAAACAAUUCUUCGCGAGCUAGAGAGACGAGAGAACUCGACCAGAAACUUUGGAUAUGUCGACCUAAAAGAUAUGCUUGUCUCCCACUACAGCUCGAAUCCACUUGGAAUCGUUCCGGAAGCUCUUGAAACAGAAGUUUGGGAAGAUUACUUCCAGGAAACUAUCAGCAAAGUAGCGAACGAAAACGGAAUCAGUCUGACAGUAUGCUUCCUUCUCUGGCAGGUGUUCAAUCGAUUAGCCGACGAGUUCCACUACCCGCCGAGGCUAGAACGACCUGAUAUGCAAAAAAUUCUUCAAAAGACAACGCGAUUCUUUUCGAAAACGCACGCGCGAUACGAAUGUCUCAAUGAACGAGACUACGAGCCUAUUCCUUUCCUAGACUUUCUGUUGAUUCUCUACCGAGAAGCUAAGAACGAGAACAUGAACGGCAAGGACCCCUCGCUCGAGCUUGCAAAAGAGCUUCACACCGUGUUCGUUCUUGAAGAGCUCCGUGCUGGAAGCUUGUCAAAACGAGUCAACGCGCUAAAAUGGAACAAACGGUUCUUCUCCGUCGUUCCAUUUGAGCUUCGCUGGUGGCCAAAUGCUAAGCGUGAGGGACAGCCUCGAACAUUUCCACUUGAUCAAAAUACAAAAAUCACCCAGAAUGGAACCAAACUCGAUGUUGUCAAUGGAAAGCGCCGGCUUAGGCUGAAAGGAUCUGAUGACAAGUCCGUCAUGCGUUGGACAACGGCAAUAAGCCUUGUCUACCGAGCUCAUGCUACGACCUUGACUCCACGCCAAAGCCAGCUCGUCGAGCGGCGCCAGGGCGGCUCAUCCCCCAACCAAACGAUCCACGUCUAA